AUGGAGGAGGGCACAGCACUUUCCGGCCUCCCGCCGCCGCCGACGACCCUCGAGCCCAUCUCCCGACCGAGUUCGACGUCAACAUCGGCAUCCGCUUCUCUGCAGCAGUUGCCAGGCAUCUCGGCGCUUGCGCAAGCCAACUCCACGACGAGCUCGCCACAGCUGCGGUACGUGAUAUCUCAGGCAAGGGCGGACGGAGGAGCCGACAUUGCGUCUUGCACCUUGCAAACGCUAUGCGCCCUCAACCGCGACUAUUCCUGCGCCCGCGCCCGCACCCGCGCCUGCGCCUAUGACAGCACCCGCGCCCGCGCCAGCGCCCACGCCGACUCCCUCUGCGCCGAUGCAGCAGCCUACCUAUGCUUCUCCGGCGGCCACUACCGGCGGAGGAUCCACUUCUGGCACUCCCACUUGCCAAAACUGCCAAACCUCCACAACGCCUUUAUGGCGCCGCGACGAAUAUGGCUCGGUUCUCUGCAACGCUUGCGGUUUAUUCCUCAAAUUACACGGACGUGCACGCCCAAUAAUGAUGUUAUCAAGAGUCGCAAUCGUGUGAAGACGAUGCGCCCAGAUCUCGCGAAGAAGAAGCAGCAACAGCAACAAGCCGCCAACUUCGCCGGUGCCGAUCCGAACGGUAUGGACCUAAACAACGCAGCGCGCAGGAAGUCCGCGAACGGCAAUAUCGACGGCUCCGACUCUCCAGUAUCCCGUACGGCUACGCCUUCCCUCUACAACCCAAGCCUGCCUGUCUUCGGGAAUAUGGACGACUCACAGCUGGGCUUCAACGUCGGCGGAGAAAACCGCUCCGCAUCCCCUCUGAACGGCGACCGCCAUCUCGACGUCCCGCAAACCCACGAACAGCUUAUUGCAGCCAACUCAGCUCUGAAAACCCGCGUCAGCGAACUCGAAUUGAUCAACGAGCUCUUCCGCGGAAGGCUCAGCCAGAUGGAGCAAGACGAGGCAAGCGCGAGGAGAGGGCAGGAGAUUAGCGGUAAGGCCGAGGCGCAGCUACGAUCGCAGUUGGAGGCCAGCAACAAGCAACUGGAAGACAGCCAUCGAAGGGAGAACAACCUCAAGAGACGCCUCGAUGAAAUGGAGCUUGAGCUUAAAGAGGCUAAGGAAGCUGCCGACUCGUCUUCCGAGUCUGGUCGAGCCGCCAAGAAGCUGCGCGUUGCCGAUAUGGUGGGCGACUCGGAAGUUUCUACCCCUCAGUCAACUACCGCGUAA
This is a messenger RNA of Colletotrichum aenigma, 1224 nucleotides long. It is a transcript of the gene asd-4, whose product is annotated as GATA type zinc finger protein asd-4. The transcript is spliced from 5 exons. NCBI's taxonomy places the organism in Eukaryota, Fungi, Ascomycota, Sordariomycetes, Glomerellales, Glomerellaceae. The record is from RefSeq and is a predicted model, not a curated record. The coding region runs from base 1 to 1224 and encodes 407 amino acids.